This is a messenger RNA of Diplodia corticola, 1710 nucleotides long. Its product is annotated as ankyrin repeat protein. The transcript has a single exon. Gene Ontology annotation, molecular function: protein binding. The record is from RefSeq and is a predicted model, not a curated record. NCBI's taxonomy places the organism in Eukaryota, Fungi, Ascomycota, Dothideomycetes, Botryosphaeriales, Botryosphaeriaceae. Bases 1 to 1710 code for a protein of 569 amino acids.
AUGCUCAACCCAACGUUCGACUCGGAACCAUGGCCGAUCGCAUCCAACAUCCAGCCUGUAUCGGGAUUUAAUGCCCCGCCUGGGUUCCAUCCUCUUCCUGUUGGAACUAUAUGGCAAGCGAUAGACUGCAUUGAGCGCAGAAAUGUGACCGAGUUGCGUAUGGUGCUGAAUCCCGAUGUUGCCAACGAAACGAUACCUUCAUUGACCGCCUACCCGGGGCUAGCACGGUUCCACAAGCUCUAUGGGAACCCAAUCCUUCACUGGGCUGUGGAGACCUCUUCUGUGGAAGUUGUCGAGGCUUUACUCGAUGCAGGCGCUGACAUCAACGGACGGGCCCAAACAUAUCCUCACCACACUCCUUUGAUGACGGCUGUCACUAGUAGCGCCAUCUCCAUGGUAGAGGUACUACUGGCGAGGGGAGCCUCAACUGAACCCAAGGACGCGAACGGACAUCAAGCGCUGUCCAUUGCCGUCCUCUGCACACAGAACCCUCAGAUUGUGGAAUUAGUCCUACUAGCUACCAUCCACCUCCCCUGGUGUGACAGGCUUCCAGCGUUGGAUAUUGCUCUAUCCAGACGAAAACGAGAGUAUGGGGGCCCUAAUCAUGCCCACUCGACCUGCAUGGCGCGGAUAUUGUUAACGGCGGAUCAAACUACGCCGGCACACUCCAAGACGUUCCUGGAACCGUGGACUGAACACCCGGAUUGGGUAUCACUCAUCAACGAAGACGAGAAGAAGUCCCUCGUGCAUUUGAUUCUCUGGGGACUGGACCUCAAUCAAUUGUGUGCGCCGCCCCAGGUACACUCGGGUGCUACUGUGGCUCAUACACUGUUAUUCCACUGUUGGAAGGUGGACAUGCCCCAUUUCCUGGCUCAAAACCUGGCCAGCAGUCGUGCUAUUGGCGGAGAACUCCUUCGAACGCUUGCUGCCGGACCCCAUUGGAAGUGUUUCCAGGGCGAGAGGAACGCCGAAGCCAUGUCCGCUUUCAUCGACCAUGGGGUUGAUCCAGAGAGUCAGCAUGAAGUCUUUGGCUAUACUCCGCUUCACCUUUGGAUAAGAUCGCUCGGAAAGUGUUCGACACGGGCAAAAAUCGAAAAUGCAUUGCCAAGUUUGGCUGUUCUUCUGGAAGCCGGUGCCAACCCCAACCGGAAGAUCGAAAGAUACCCCAUCGAAGAACUGAUGGCUCAGGAGUGGGUUCACAGGUUUCAGGGAGUUGCGAUCAAAGUCCUUGAGAUGCUUCUGUCUCACUUUCCCGACGAGAUGAACACGAAACGCCCUUGGCAACGCCCUCCCUACUUCCCGAUAACAAAGGACUUUGAAAAAUACGAGCUUGGUGGCCCAGAGAUGCUCAAGUUCAGGGAGCUCACAGCCGGUCGCAUGCCCCCCACUUCGAGCGACCUGCUUCUCAAGGUCGCAUACCUGAUUUCCAUGAAAAAAUUCCUCGCAUUUCAGUUUUCCGUGAGCAAAGACCGUAGGGAUUACGGCAAGAUCUCGUCGACCCUUGAACAGCUCGCCAAGUUCGGUGUACCUUUCGUUAAUUUUCCGACAGAUUUUGUUCUCGACAUAGUCCAUCUCCAUGCCCUUUCUUGCCGACAAGUGCCAGGACCCGGAGACCGGCUUGACGCUUCUGAAAGCAAUUCGUGCGUUUCAUUUACACGGGCAGACGCGUCGCCCUCGCCUUUAUUCCAGGCCAUGGACUGGCACCUUUAA